AUGGUGUUAGUUUUGGCAAUGACUGGAUUAAAUAGUGAUGGAGCUAUUUGUCCAGCUGCUUGCAGGUGUGAAAAUGAUAUUCUUACAACUUCUUGUUCUUCUGCCAAUUUGGAGUUCGUUCCUAUUCAGUUAAACCCAGAACUGCAUGAGUUGGAUCUUUCUAAUAACAAAAUAUCGCAGAUUCACUUUUCCUUUCCGUUCUACGAAAAAUUAGUUACUUUGAACCUAUCGAGAAAUCGAAUUAAAACAUUGGGCAAUAAUAAUUUCGAAUCUCAAAUAAAUUUGACCCACUUAGAUUUAAGCACUAAUCAAAUAGAAAAUAUAACGAAAGAUUCUCUCAAAGGACUUAAAGCGUUGACGUACCUAGACCUAAGUAGGAAUAAUUUAGGAGAACUACAGGAACCAGCAUUCCGCGAACUACAUUCCCUCAUUGUUCUUAAGCUUCGAGAAAAUAAACUGGCUCAUCUAGAGGAAGAAGUACCAACCAACUGCUUAGUUGAUACAGUUAACUUAAAUUAUUUAUCGUUGUCUAAAAAUUAUAUCCGUGAAGUAGAAGACGGGAAAGUGCCAACCUUACCAGAACUCCAUACCCUACUCUUAGAUGAUAAUCUUAUAACAAAUAUUCAUUCUGGUGGAUUAUCAAGUCUUGUAGCUCUUGAUUAUUUGGAUUUAAGUAAUAAUAAUCUCAAGAUUAUACCUACAGAAUCUCUUUCCAAACUGUCUAGUCUUAGUAUAUUAAAAUUAAGUGGUAAUUUUAUAAGUGAUAUUCCACCUGUAGCAUUUAGAGGUUUGUUUCAUUUGAAAAUACUUCAUAUAGAUCGCCUAGAAACGUUAAAAAAAAUUGAUGCAAGAGCAUUUGUUGACAAUAUUAAUUUAGAAAAAGUAAAUUUAAAUUACAAUAUAGGAAUAAGCAAAUUGCCAACACGUCUUUUCCAUGGUAACCCUAAAAUCACAUCUAUCUGUGUGCGUUAUAAUAGUCUCCAAACCAUAGAAGCAAUUCACUUUCCUUUAGAUCAAUUAAGAGAACUCAACUUAGGAGGGAAUCCACUGCAAUGCAAUUGCUCCUUGGGGUGGCUGUGGCAGCUUAGCCAAGAGUACAAAUCAAAACCCUCGAAAUCAAAUAGUACGAAUAAAGACCAAAAUGCGAAAUUUACGAAUUAUGACCUGUUACUCGACGUGGACGAUAUCAAGUGCGACGGGCCUCUAAAACUUAAAGAGGCGCUUUUGUCGAAUGUCACCAAAAGCCAAAUGGACUGUUCGAAUGGUUGGAUGGCCAUUGUAUCAGUGACUCUAACCGUUCUCUUUAUCUUAAUAGUAAUAGGUGGAGUUGUAUAUUGGGCUCCGAAACGUAAAUCCAAAUUAAGUACAAAAGAUUUAUCUAUUCACGAAAGUCUUCAAAAUUUACCUUCCACAAACAUUAACAAAAAGUCUGAGUUAUAUGAAACGGCACAGGCAGAAAAAUAUAUUUUGCCAAAUCCAAUUAUUAUUCAUAAUGAAUAUCAUAGUUUACCAUCCUGGGACCCUUAUGGUGAAAGUUCUGUAAAUAUAUAUGAACAAUUAAAUUUUAAUAGAGAUCGUCCACAUAUUGUUUAUGUGUAA
Diabrotica balteata is the source of this 1599-nucleotide messenger RNA. Lineage: Eukaryota; Metazoa; Arthropoda; Insecta; Coleoptera; Chrysomelidae. The record is from the annotation of a GenBank genome assembly.